Molecule: messenger RNA, 1145 nt
Organism: Drosophila biarmipes
Lineage: Eukaryota; Metazoa; Arthropoda; Insecta; Diptera; Drosophilidae
Gene: 7B2
Exons: 2
Coding region: 162-959 (265 amino acids)
Biological process (GO): neuropeptide signaling pathway; regulation of hormone secretion
Cellular component (GO): secretory granule
Molecular function (GO): enzyme regulator activity
Source: RefSeq, a predicted model, not a curated record
AUUUACGAAUAUUUUACGAAAUCAACUGGUAGCCGCCACAUCGGACCGGAGAGCCCUACGUCACAUUGUUAUACACACCGAAUCGAAGCAGCUGCCGCCGAAAAAUCAAUACCUUACCAAACUUCUACGUGGACGGUUGAAAACGCUUAGAAACGCGCAAUAUGCUUACCCGUUCGCCAACUGCUCACGUGUUGGUUGGGGUGCUCCUAGUCCUUUCAAGUGGCUAUCAGGUGGAGUCCUAUGGCUCUAAGGACAUUUUAGCAGAUGCCCUGCUGACGGAUUUGCUCAAUCGUAUGGACAACGAUAUGCAGGUGGGCUAUUACGACGUGGACAACGAAGCAGCUGCUGGCCCCAAGGAUAAUGUUGACCUGGUCUCCCGAUCGGAGUACGCCAGGUUGUGUGAUGGCGGAAGCGACUGCAUCCUGCCCUCGGGAGCAGGUUCCAAUCCUUCGCUAAGGGACCACGAGUUCAUGCAGCACAGCUCGCUAUGGGGUCACCAAUUCAUCUCUGGAGGAAUGGGAGAGGGUCCAAAUAGGUAUCCAACCAUUGUGAAGAACGAUGCUGGCCUGCCUGCCUACUGUAACCCCCCUAAUCCGUGUCCUGAAGGUUACGAUAUGGCGACCCAAGGAGGCAGCUGCAUUGUGGAUUUCGAGAACACGGCCAUCUUUAGUCGUGAGUUCCAGGCUGCUCAGGACUGCACCUGCGACAACGAGCAUAUGUUCGACUGCUCGGAUCAGGAUAGUGCGGAUACGGGAUCGGAGAAGAGUGACUUGAACUCCGCUGUGGAGCAGUACAUUCUUCAGAUGGGCCAGGAGAACAGCCUCAACAAUGUCAACAGCCUGGUGAAGAAGGCGGGAUAUCCUGCAAUGCCCGAUCCGCGUAUGGAGCCUGCGAAUCCGUUCCUCCAGGGCGAUCGCCUUCCCAUCGCCGCCAAGAAGGGCAACCUGCUCUUCCACUAAACUAGCUCGCUGAUACCUCGAGCUUAUUCGACCAUACCUACAUCGUUUUCCGUACUGGGUGUCUAAUUCUAUUACCUAUUAUAGUUGGUUAUCAAUGUUGUCCCGCAACCAAAGUCUAGUAAUGUUCCUUUCUUCCCCGCAGAUAAAGUUAUUCAUAUUAAACAUAGGCUCUAAGCCGAAUACAAA